Molecule: messenger RNA, 261 nt
Organism: Blepharisma stoltei
Lineage: Eukaryota; Ciliophora; Heterotrichea; Heterotrichida; Blepharismidae
Source: the annotation of a GenBank genome assembly
AUGUCUUGAUAUACAACAAGGAAUGGUUGAAAGUGCAAAAGCUCACCUAGAAAGCCUCAAAAUUCAUCAAAAAUUAUCGAUAAUAAAAGCUGAUUGAUGUCUUUAGAUAGUGUCUCUCAAGUGCUACUAAUAGAUCAAUAUAAUAAUUAUUUCGACGCAAUAAUAGCCUUCUAUUGAGAGCUCAUUGAUGCAAAACCUCUUGGCACUAAUCCUGACUUUGAUAAAGCAAAUGUUUUGCUGAGACUUUGGACUACUAGCUAG